AUGACAUUUUUAUCAUUAAAUAACUGCUUGUAUAGGGUCUUUUCCGCAAGAAGCACUCAAAAGAUAGGUAGCAGGGCCUUGAUAUUAAAUCAAUUAGUACACAAUAAUUUAUCGUGUAAACCAUACUCUCAGCAAGUGAAUCACAAUGUCAAAACUCCCACGGUUAAAGAUUCGAUUCAAGUUGAUACAACAGUAUUAGAAUUACAAGAAAGAAAUAAAAAAAUCGAAUUUAAUUGCGAUAAAUACUAUCCAUCCAUGACCGAACUUCAAAAAUAUGAUAUGUUCAAAGUGGAAAGAAUUACUUUGUAUGAAUUUAGAAACAAAUUUGGAAACAUGACGGAUACUGAAUUAAAAGAAUUCAAUGAGUCAGUUCAAUUGGUGUAUGGCCGCAUUCGAAACAUUAGAUCAAGUGGGAAAAAAAUUUGGUUUCUUGAUAUUGAUGACCAUUCUCACAUAUCAGGUUACAAAGACCAAUCAUCCCAAUUGCAAGUUAUUGUUAAUUUUAAAUCAAUAAAUUUGGGAAACAGCGAAGUAACAUUAUCCCAAUUCGAGUCUCAUAUGAGUCAAUUAAGAAAAAAUGAUUAUAUUCAGUGUUUUGGUAUACCGAGGUUAUCCCAAUCACGAAACCGUAAUUUAUCAUUAUCUGUUCAAAUGCUACCUAGAAUAGUAUCACCUAUUCAAAGCCCUUUACCGUCAGGCUUAUCAGAGGUGCAGAAGAGAAAUAACAAUAGAGUCGUUGACUAUCAAGUGAACGGUAUUUAUCCAUUAAUUCAGAGAGCUGUCAUCAUCCGUCUGAUAAGAAACUUUUAUCAGGACAUCAAUGGGUUUGUCGAAGUGGAAACACCAUUAUUAUCGUCAAAAGCCAAUGGUGCAUCUGCUAGACCAUUUAAAGUUCAAUUUAAAGAUGGUCAUAAUUUAGAAUUAAGGAUUGCUCCCGAAUUAUGGUUGAAAAGGCUUAUUAUCAGUGGGAUGCCCAAAAUAUUCGAAAUUGGGAAAAUGUUUAGAAAUGAGGGGAUCGAUGCCUCACAUAAUCCAGAAUUUACUAUGUUAGAAUCUUAUCAAACUUAUGCUACAAUGGAAGAUCUGAUUGAGUUAGCAGAAUCUCUAUUCAAAUAUGUACUUUGUAACAUAACCUGGGAGAAUGACACAAUCAAGGAGUUAAGAAAUAUUUUAAGCUCUAAUAACUGGCGUUUUAAAAGAAUAGAAUUUCUGCCUACACUAUCUAAAGAAUUAGGUGUUUGUAUGGACGGUGUCAAUUUAGAAGAUUCGUUAGAAUUAAUUACGUUGAUACCUGAAGACGUAAAGAGAAAACUUAAUUUGCAAGGAAACAUGUCCUCAAGUCAAAUCUUAGAUAAAUUAUCAAGCCACUACUUAGAAGAUAGAAUUUGCAGUACAAUACACCCAACAAUAAUCUAUCAUCAUCCCUUGGCAAUGUCACCUUUGGCCAAAAGUGUGCCAUUUAAACCAAGAAUUACUCAAAGGUUUGAAAUGUUUAUUAAGGGGAAGGAAUAUAUUAAUGCUUAUGAGGAAGAGAAUUGUCCACAGGUUCAAUUAAACAACUUUUUGAAACAACAAAAGGAUAAGAAUAAUAAGAUGAACAACGUACACAUUUCCACUAUAUCCAGUGGCAUUAAAGAUAACAUUAAUAACGAAUCCAUGCCUGUAGAUUAUAAAUAUGUUGAAGUCAUGCGUUCGGGGAUGCCACCAACAGGCGGUUUGGGGCUCGGUGUAGAUAGAUUGUGCAUGUUGUUAAUGGAAAAGCCAAGAAUUGAACAAGUGUUACCUUUUGGAUCGCUUGACGAUGUAAACAGACAGUAG
Molecule: messenger RNA, 1818 nt
Organism: Arxiozyma heterogenica
Lineage: Eukaryota; Fungi; Ascomycota; Saccharomycetes; Saccharomycetales; Saccharomycetaceae
Gene: MSK1
Product: lysine--tRNA ligase MSK1
Exons: 1
Coding region: 1-1818 (605 amino acids)
Biological process (GO): mitochondrial lysyl-tRNA aminoacylation
Cellular component (GO): cytoplasm; mitochondrion
Molecular function (GO): tRNA binding; lysine-tRNA ligase activity; ATP binding
Source: RefSeq, a predicted model, not a curated record